UGUAUAGGGGCGGGCGUGCGUCUGUGUGCCUGCCCUGCCCUGCGCCUCGCCUCCGCCACACCCUCUCUGCACAAUGUCAAGGAAAUCCGGCUCCCGCUCUUCCUCCCGCCGCUCUAAGAAGUCCGGCGGGGGAAGCAAUGUGUUCGAUAUGUUCACCCAACGCCAAGUCGCGGAGUUUAAGGAGGGUUUCCAGCUGAUGGACCGCGACAAGGACGGUGUGAUUGGGAAGAACGAUUUGCGCGGGACCUUUGACGAGAUCGGGCGCAUCUGCAACGACCAAGAGCUGGAUGAGAUGCUUGCCGACGCCCCUGGACCUAUUAACUUCACAAUGCUGCUUAACAUGUUCGCCGAGAGGUCCACUGGUGAGGCUGACGACGACGAUGUGGUGGCCAAGGCGUUCCUGGCGUUCAGUGACGAGGAAGGGAAUAUUGACUGCGAUGUGUUCCGCCACGCCCUCAUGACCUGGGGCGAUAUUUUCUCCGCCCAGGAAGCUGAUGACGCCCUUGACCAAAUGGAUGUGGAUGAGGAGGGGAAGAUUGACGCCCAUAGCAUUAUCCAGAUGUUGACUGCCGGUGCUAGUGACGAUGCUGCUGCAGAAGAGGAGGCGGCGGCUUAAAACUUUACCAUCCUCCUCCUUCCUCCUCCUCCUUCUUCUUCUUCUUCCUUUUCUCUCAGCACUGUUCUCCCUCCCAAGCGUUGUGGUUUAAAAAAGACACUUGUUUUUCACUGUUAUCAAUGUUAUCACUGCCACUGGUGAAGCGUGCAGGCCUCCACCACCACCACCACCACAGCCACCGCCACAGCCGCCACCACCACCGCCGCCAUCGCCAGAAUGUGUUACGAAUGUGGAAGUUCUUGAAAUAAAGUGAAUUUUGGAGCAAA
Messenger RNA from Portunus trituberculatus (swimming crab), 882 nucleotides. RefSeq names its product myosin regulatory light chain 2-like. Gene Ontology annotation, biological process: post-embryonic development; locomotion. The record is from RefSeq and is a predicted model, not a curated record. The transcript has a single exon. The coding region runs from base 74 to 616 and encodes 180 amino acids. Gene Ontology annotation, molecular function: myosin heavy chain binding; calcium ion binding. NCBI's taxonomy places the organism in Eukaryota, Metazoa, Arthropoda, Malacostraca, Decapoda, Portunidae. Gene Ontology annotation, cellular component: myosin II complex; cytoplasm.